Anthostomella pinea is the source of this 954-nucleotide messenger RNA. Lineage: Eukaryota; Fungi; Ascomycota; Sordariomycetes; Xylariales; Xylariaceae. The record is from the annotation of a GenBank genome assembly.
AUGUCUUCGACCCGACUACUCAGACCAGCAGCAGGCCUGCUAUCAACAACGAGCCGAAGGGCACACCCAGCACAAUGUAGCCGCGUAUACGAAGCCGCCCGGCAGGCACACACAACCUCGAGGGCCCUCAGCAUCGCAUCGAGAUCCCCCAGACCGACAAUACCAUCCGCUGCCUCCGCCUUCGGCCCCCCCGGCAACAGCAACGGCGGCGCCCGGCGCAGUAUCUUCAUCCAGACCGAGAGCACGCCCAACGCAGACGCGCUCAAGUUCCUGCCGAACCACCGUGUGGUGCCGCCCGAGGUGGCGACGCCGUUCAUCGAGUACCUGUCGCCGCGGUCGACGAUCGCGCCGCCCCACCCGUCGCCGCUGGCCGCACAGCUGAUGAACAUCGACGGCGUGACGGCCGUCUUCUACGGCGCCGACUUCAUCACCGUGACCAAGGCCGCCGACGCCAACUGGGCGCACAUCCGGCCCGAGAUUUUCAGCCUGAUCACCGAGGCCAUCACGGCCGGCCAGCCGCUCGUGAAUGUUGUUGUCAGGAAGGAGGGCGACGACGGCCCGCCCGUCGAGGAGGACAGCCUGAGCUACAAUGAGAACGACAGCGAGGUCGUGGGCAUGAUCAAGGAGCUGCUCGAGACUCGCAUACGGCCUGCUAUCCAGGAGGACGGCGGCGAUAUCGAGUUCCGUGGGUUCGAGGAUGGCUUUGUGAACCUGAAGCUCAGGGGCGCUUGCCGGACUUGCGAUUCCAGCACUGUCACGUUGAAAAACGGCAUUGAGGGCAUGUUGAUGCACUAUAUUGAGGAGGUCAAGGGCGUGCACCAAGUGAUGGACCAGGAGGAGGAGAUCGCCAUACAGGAGUUUGCCAAGUUUGAGGAGAAGCUCCGAGCACAGAAGGGUCCAGAUGCGGCACCGACCACGCCGGGGAAGGGCUCGCUAGACUCGGUUCCCGGUUAG